Molecule: messenger RNA, 6494 nt
Organism: Oppiella nova
Lineage: Eukaryota; Metazoa; Arthropoda; Arachnida; Sarcoptiformes; Oppiidae
Source: the annotation of a GenBank genome assembly
UUUGAAAAUAGAAACAAGUAGUCUUGUAGUUAAACUAUGCAUUUCUACACAACAUUAGUUGUACUGCUAUUAGCAGUGUUUGGCGUUUGGGCUCAAGAAUUGAAUGUGGAAACUGAAGUAAAGACUGAGAAUGAGCCAGUUGCUAUUCAGAGACCUACCUCAACUGGACAUGGAUUCAAAUUCAAUGCAAACACUGAGAGCAGAAAAGUUGGGCUCCAAAUAUUAGAUGGUUUAAUGAAAAAGCAUUUGGGAUUAGUUAAGGCCAAUGAAACCAAAUCUGAGGACACGGACGAAGAAAAGAGAGAGAAGAGGCAUUACGGAAGUUAUGGGGGUUAUGGGGUCUUAUUUCAAGAAUCGAGAGUCGAUUCCAAACCUAUUGGAUCUAAAUUACGAGAAAAGCGUGGAUUUCUUGAUCUAUUCUUCCCACCCAUCCAGGAGAUAGUGGUUGAACACCACUACAUUUAUAUUUGGGCUCAAGGAUUGAAUGUGGAAACUGAAGUAAAGACCGAGAAUGAGCCAGUUGCUAUUCAGAGACCUAUCUCAACUGGACAUGGAUUCAAAUUCAAUGCAAACACUGAGAGCAGAAAAGUUGGGCUCCAAAUAUUAGAUGGUUUAAUGAAAAAGCAUUUGGGAUUAGUUAAGGCCAAUGAAACCAAAUCUGAGGACACAGACGAAGAAAAGAGAGAGAAGAGGUAUUACGGAGUCUUAUUUCAAGAAUCGAGAGUCGAUUCCAAACCUAUUGGAUCUAAAUUACGAGAAAAGCGUGGAUUUCUUGAUCUAUUCUUCCCACCCAUCCAGGAGAUAGUGGUUGAACACCACGUGCCGUACUAUCCGCCUGAUUAUGUGGUCGAAGAACUGGAUAAGAAAUGUAUUAUAUUACUUAUCGUCUUAUUUAUAGAUGUUGAGACAAUUGAAGUAAAGAGCGAGGAGUCGUCAAAAGUAUCAAACAGUGAUCCGACAAAAUUGGAUUUAUUGGAGGCUUUGUUUUACCCCAUAUUCAAGAGAACAACUGUUGAAGAGGAAAGAGCCCCGGUAUUCAAGAAUGUGUUACCAAUGUUGACCACAAUAGCUGAACAGAACCAGAAUCUCAAAAACCAACAAAACUUUUUGGAUAAUCAAAGAAAGAAAAGAUCUAUUGGUUUACCCAUAAGACCGUUGAGUCCAGUAGCGAAAGGCAAUCAUCUGAUCCGAGAGAUCCGUAUGACAGCAAUGGCCACACUAUUGGUGAAACAGUUGACUAUAUUGUUGUGGAAGUCGUGGAUAACCCGACGAAGACACUGGAUAUCAACCAUAUUUGAAAUACUGACACCUCUUGUGCUGUCGUUCCUCAUCGCAUACAUCUAUGCGAAGACACAGCAGUUGACCCAAAACAUGACAUCCAGUCUGGAGGCCCAGGGAAUAGAUCUGUCAAACAUGACAUCGCAGUCGGUAUCAGUUCGUGACAUUCCUCCGGUUAUCUUCAAAUACCCGACCAUUGAUGUGAUAUUCAACAAUCGCCUCAACUUUGAGGGCCAUAUAAUCUACGGCCCGACCUCUGCGACCACCGACGCCCUCAUGCGAAGAGUGCAGGACUACUCACCAUAUAGUCUGAGAAUCAGUGGUUUGGCGACCGAAGAGUUAGUGAACGCGAAGAUGGAGUCCUUUGUGUCCAAUGAGACGAUUGACACGAAUCUCCUCCGCAGCACUUAUGGCCUUAUAUUUGAUGAAAACUCUUUGCGAAACAAUCGCCUCAACUAUACUCUGCGGAUGUUUGGAGAGAUGGCAUUCAUAGUGAAUAUAGUGUUUCCCAAUAAGUUCUUUCCCGGACCGGCAGCUGAUCUCAAGCCAUACACCGAACACUUCGGUCCCCUUCAGAUCCUUAUAAACCAGGCGUUUGUGUCACAACUGACACAAUCGGGCGCUAAGAAGAUUGACAUCAAGAGAGUCCAGACGUUUAAAUACCCAUUUCCUGGCUUUAAGAGCACCGGUGAUGAGAGUCAGUUGUUUUCGCUGCAGGACUUGAUUGCGGCCACCAUUGCCAUCGGAUAUGUAGUGAUGUGUCCAUUGAUUGUCAAACGUAUAACCGAUGAAAAAGUGGCCAAAGCCAAGGAAAUGAUGCGAAUGAUAGGAAUGUCCGAUUGGGUGUUCUGGUCGUCCCAUUUCAUCUCCUACUUCCUGAUAAUGGUUUUCCAGUCCGUGAUGUUCACCAUUUUCUAUUGCGCCGGCUUUGGAGGCGAUCCCGUCAUAAGCUACACGAGUGGCAGCCUAUUCUUCGCCAUAUUAUUCAUCUACAGUAUUCAAUCCAUUCUCUUCUGUAUGACAAUCACAACGAUAUUCAAUCGCCCGGUGCUGGCAGUGAUUGUAACCGUCAUCUUAUGGAUAGUGACAUAUGCCGUACCAAUUGGUAUAUUGAAUCCAUUUUUCCAUAAGAAUAUGGAUAUUAUUGGCACAAACUCUGCGAGAAUGCUGUCCUCAUUGCUACCAAAUAUGGGUCUUUCCUGGUGUAUGUCCAUUAUGGGUCAGUUUGAAGUCAUGGGCACCGGUGCCAACUGGUCCACACUGUUUCGAAACACAUCCGUCUAUAACAGCCUAACCCUAGCAUUGGUUAUGUGUAUAAUGUCAUUAUCUUGUCUUAUGUAUGGAGUUCUCAUCUGGUAUUUAGACAAUGUGUGGCCCUUUCAAUACGGAGUUCCCAAACCUGUUUGCUUCCCAUUCUAUAUGUCGUAUUGGUUUCCCUCUAAAUACCGAGACUUCGAUGAGAAACCCGAAGCAAAAUCAGAUUUAGUGAUCGAUACGAGAAAUUUCGAGAGAGAACCCGAAGCGCCCGUCUCUGUGAGGAUCAAGAAUUUGCACAAAGAGUUCGGUGGUUAUGGCACUCAACACAAGACAGCCGUUGAUAAUAUGUCACUCAAUAUAUACGGCCGACAAAUCACAGCACUGUUGGGACAUAACGGCGCUGGGAAGACGACUACAAUGAAUAUGAUUACCGGUAUAUUUCCGCCCUCAGCCGGAACAGUACAUGUGGACGGGUAUAACAUUCAGACUGAGACUAAUAAAGCGCGACGAAGUAUUGGGUUGUGUCCACAGGAAAAUGUCAUAUUUAAUGAGUUGACUGUUGGACAACACCUGAAAUUGUAUGCCGUUCUCAAGGGCUGUGACUGGGAUUCAGUUGAUCUCGAAGUGAAACAAACGCUGGAAAUGUUGAAACUGACGGACAAAUUGCAUGCAAUGGCGGAGUCGUUGUCGGGAGGAAUGAAACGCAAGUUAUCGCUGGGCAUCGCUAUAGUGGGCGGCACUCGUAUACUCAUUCUGGAUGAGCCCACGUCAGGCAUGGAUCCCGAGGCCCGGCGUGUUGUAUGGGAUCUCUUGCAGUACUUACGGUGUGAGCGAACAAUACUAUUGACCACACAUUACAUGGAAGAGGCAGAUGUUUUGGGCGACAGAAUAGCCAUUAUGUGUGAGGGGAGAGUCAAGUGUUGCGGUUCUCCGAUGUUUCUCAAGAAACGGUUUGGCGCCGGAUAUCAUCUGCGAGUCUGCAAAGGCUUGAACUUUAAGCCAACAUUAAUUGGACAGACAUUACAGAAAUAUCUACCAAAAGCUCAACUCCACAGUGAAAUUCAAUCAGAAGUGAUCUAUUCGUUAGAAUCCAAUGAUAGAAACACUUCGGAGAACUCGACUCAAGUAUUUCCACAACUUUUUGACGAAAUCGAGACAAAUAAGGAAAAGUUGGGAAUCGCGUCGUGCGGUCUCACCAUCACUACUAUGGAAGACGUGUUCUUACGAGUAGGCAAUGAUGAUGUCGAGGGUAUUGACACCGAUAUGAUGAACAGUCGCACCAAACUGAAGGACAAGUCAUCGGACAGUUUGCUUCAUAAGAGCGCUAAUCAUUUGACUGGAAAUGAGUUGCUUUAUAACCGUUUUACGGGUCUCCUUAUGAAACGGUUCCACUAUUCCAAGAGAUACUGGCCUAUGAUGUGCUUUCAACUACUAGUGCCCGCAUUUUUGUUUGUCAUCGCAUUGCUUACCGAUUAUGGCAUUCGCAACUCAAUCACCGGUCAAUCCAAGAACUUGGAUCUAAAUCUGAAACAAAUGUAUGGCAAGACUUUCGGAUUUUUCCAGUCGUUCGCUUAUCCAGACUUUGGACCCGUUUAUCAGUCAAAUGGCAAUAAUGACGACUUAAACACAACUAUUUUAGGCCCGUAUGAGGAGCCUAACAAAUGGGCGCUCAGGUAUGCGGACAAUCUGGAAGAAUACUCUCAUCACUAUCUGACCGGUGCUACUGUCGAAGGAAAUACAGCUUCAAUUUGGUAUAACAACGAAGCCAUUCACUCGCUUUCCAUCGCAAUCGACCUCUUCUUUGAAUCACUGCUUAAAUAUUUAUUACCCGACGUGAGGGACAACAUAUCGAUUACUGUCCGCAAUCAUCCGCUCUCUUACAGUGAGAACACCGUUAGCUUUACGGCCGUCAUAUUUGGUUGGGCCGUCACUUGCCUUAUGCUGACUCCCAUAACAGUGCCAUUCAUUGGUGCCUCUUAUGUACUCUUCCCGAUCAACGAACGCAUAUCUAAAGCAAAAUUAUUGCAAUUAAUGACAGGACUGUCGGCACCGCUCUUCUGGUUCUCGAACUUAGCCUUUGAUUUACUCAACCAUUCAUUAGUUGUGAUAAUAAUUUACAUAAUUUUCGCUAUUUUUGAUUUCAAUCACAUAUUCUUCGCGCAAUCAAAUACAGCCAUCGGUUUGUUUUUAAUGCUAUUCCUGUUUGGCUUCGCGUCUAUACCACUGGCCUAUUGUUUCUCACUAUUGCUCAACAAGCCGUCCACAGGUUUCGCAGUUCUCGUCAUAUUAUACCUACUGUUUGGAGUGAUGUCCAUAUCAGCGAUGGGUGUCCUCGACCUCAUCGUCAAUGUUAUGAAAAUGAAUAUCAUAUCCAGUGUUAAAUUCAAUACAAUCCUCUCAUUCUUCCGACUCAUACCCGUCUUCUCAAUGAGUUUCGGAAUCCAAAAGCUCUAUCGAAUCGGAUCUUUCGCACAGAUUUGCAAAGAAUACGAGUCCAAGAAUAUGACACUUCUUUGCAGUUUCAUCGACAGGAAGAGCAUUCUCUACGGCUGUUGUAUUGACAAGUGUUCGCCAACUAAUGAAUGCUAUAGUAAUCAGAAUCCGUUAAGUUUUGAUCACAACGGCGUCGGACAAGAGUUUGUAUAUCUGGUGGCCAGCGGUCUCUUCUUUAUGGCUAUUCUCCUUCUAUUCGAAGUCCAAUGGAUGAGAAAACUAUGGUAUAGAAUACGCGAAUCGCGAGUCCGGUCCUCAAACAAUGGCAUUGCUAUGGUAUCCGUGAAUAAUGAAUACCAGAGCAAUGAGGACUCGGAUGUGGUCGCAGAGAAGUACCGAAUAGAAGGGCUGAACGAUCGACGAAAUCUGAGCGAAGAGGCGUUGGCUGUCAUUAAUUUGUCCAAAAACUUUGGUUCAUUCAAAGCGGUCGAUAACUUGACAUUUGGUAUCCAUAAGGAGGAGUGUUUCGGUUUACUGGGAGUGAACGGCGCCGGAAAGACCACUACAUUCUCGAUGCUUACCGGAGAUCUGAUGGUCUCCAAUGGCAACGCGUUUAUCGAUAAUUACACCUUAAGAGAAGACUUGAAGGCAUUCCAACAACAGAUCGGUUAUUGUCCCCAAUUUGACGCACUCCUCGAGAAGUUGACGGGAAAGGAAAUGCUGUAUCUUUUCGCCCGACUCCGUGGGGUUCCGUCGAAUAAAAUCGACGGCGAAGUGCAGGCGCUCAUCAAAAUGGUUGACCUCCAGAAUCACGCCCACAAGUGUACGGAGACGUACAGCGGCGGCAAUCGGCGAAAGUUGUCGUUAGCCCUCGCGAUAGUGGGUACGCCUCCCGUCAUAUUCCUGGAUGAGCCCACGGCUGGGGUCGACCCGACCGCCCGACGCAAGAUCUGGUCGACACUGGUCUACAUUCAAGAGAAAUAUCAAUCGGCGAUAGUAUUGACGUCCCAUUCGAUGGAGGAGUGCGAAGCCCUGUGCUCUCGGAUCGCGAUUAUGGCGAACGGGAAGUUCAAGUGCUUGGGACCGACGCAGCACUUGCGCCGUAAGUUUGGACAGGGAUUUACGAUCGUUAUUAAGUUGAGUCGCGAACUCAACGACGACUCCAAUUAUGUGGUCGAAGUGCAGCAAUACAUACAAAAAGCGUUUCCCUCAGCGGUGCUCAAAGACUCGCACCAAUGCCUUCUUCACUAUCACAUCACCGACACGUCCGUCCAGUGGUCGCAGUUGUUCGCUGUCAUGGAGACGGCCAAAGGGCGCCUCCAGUUGGAGGACUAUUUGGUUUCCGACACCACUUUAGAACAAAUAUUUUUGGCAUUUGCUAAAACUCAGCGUUAGUUUUGACUGAAAAAUACAGUAUAAAAUGAAUUCAGUUUUAGUAUUUAUUUGAACCAUAAUUAAUGCAUCAAAUCGUAUGAAAUACAAUAUAUUCUUAUAUUUAUUGGAUAUUAUUUAAGCACCGAAUUACU